This is a messenger RNA of Rana temporaria (common frog), 3149 nucleotides long. It is a transcript of the gene MAP3K14, whose product is annotated as mitogen-activated protein kinase kinase kinase 14. Gene Ontology annotation, molecular function: protein kinase activity; ATP binding. Lineage: Eukaryota; Metazoa; Chordata; Amphibia; Anura; Ranidae. Bases 218 to 2743 code for a protein of 841 amino acids. The record is from RefSeq and is a predicted model, not a curated record. Gene Ontology annotation, biological process: protein phosphorylation; positive regulation of canonical NF-kappaB signal transduction. The transcript has 16 exons.
UAGGAGGAGAAGGCAGUGGGAGGGAAUGGCUAUAGACUUUCAGGAAGAAGAAGAAGAGAAAAAAAACAAGCAUUGAAGUAAAGCAGCAAAGUGUGCUGAGAUCAGGGAGGGGGGUGGUAGGAAAAAGGACACAGGAGGACAGAGGAAGAAGCCAACGUGAAAGUCCACCAGGGAGGCAAAGGAAAUCGGCAUACACCGGCCGGCAUAUCUUUGAAAAAUGGCGAUAGACUCCCACAAAGGUCAAGAACUGGUCUACGCCAAGGCCCCAGUGUACCCACCAUUCAGUCUGUCUCAGUCUGCUGGGGUUCUGAAAAACAAAAUGGGUGAACCAGAAAAAUACUGCGCUCCUCUGGAAAAUAAGGACAGCCACUGGGCCAAAUUAUUUUACAAUGGGACGGCCACUGAGAAGAAAGAGAGUUCCGCCAUGGGAAUCUCCAUCAUAGCACAACCCGAAUGUGAGAAUAAUCCACAGAUAUGCCCAACUUUCCAGGGAGGUCCCCUGUACAUCCCAGACUCAAAACAGUACAAUCUGGCUGAAAGUAUCGAGCACAUCCCAAACAACGUGGUUCAUUCAACAGAGGGUAAACCAGCACAGUCAAAACAAUUUAUCAGAAAUAAAAGAAAGAAGCGUAAAAGAGGUCGGACCACUCCGGAACAGGAAACCCGAUCUCCCAUACCUGUACAGGAAGAUGAAUCUCAGUCAAAGCCAUGGGAUAGCAAUGACAGAUUGGACUCCGGGAACGCCAAAAGAAAAAUGGAUUAUCCACUGCAAAAAACACAGCCAAUUGAUGGCAACAAGAACUUUCUUCACAAGCUCAUCAGCCCAGAUCAGUGCAUCUAUCACAUGGAAGCCAGAAAACGACAGCCCUCCGAUGCUCUGUAUUGUAAUGAUCCACUACCUGGAAUUAUCAGUGCCUUAGGACUAGACACCUAUGAAGAGAAGGUCAGCGGACAGUGGGACUCCUACAAACUCACAGACUCCUGCACAGACUCAAAAGCCCAUUCUGUGGAAGAGGGGGUGUUGUCAGCUCUGAGAGGAAGUGUGAGUGUUGGCGAGCCAGACGAUCUGUGCUUAAUCGCUAAGGCCUGGGAUGAAGAGGACUCCGAGCCUGUGGACAAUGAGGGGAUCCUCUUCAAAAAGGAAAUGAUGGCUGAGGAUUAUGAAUAUCGAGAAGAUAUCCAUUGGAAGAAAUCUGAAGAUGUUCUAGGCAGUGGUGCCUUUGGGGAUGUUUACUUGGGAAAGGACAAAGCAUCAGGAUUUCAAUUUGCAGCCAAAACGAUCCACGUUAGCAGAUUCCGAUCUCAGGAACUGACCUGCUGCCUGUCUAUGAAUUCUGACAAAAUAGUCCCAGUGUACGGGGCGAUCCGAGAAGGAUCCUGCAUCACUGUAUUCAUGAAGAUGAUGAAAGGAGGCUCUCUGGGCCAGCUGAUCAAGAGAAGCGGCUACUUACCAGAGGACAGAGCUCUCUAUUACUUGUCACAGGUUUUGGAGGGCCUCAAACAUCUCCAUGCUAACAAAGUGGUACAUGGAGAUGUUAAAGCUGACAACAUUCUCCUGACGGAAGACCAUAGCACAGCUUACCUAUGUGACUUUGGGCAUGCUGCUCACCUCCCUCCUGGUAACUCGGGCACAAAUCUUUUGACAGCCAACUAUGUACCAGGGACUGAGACGCACAUGGCCCCUGAAAUAGUGCAAGGGAAUCCCUGUGGCGCAAAGUUAGAUGUGUGGAGUGCGUGUUGCAUGCUUCUUCACAUGCUGAAUGGCUGGCACCCAUGGAGCCGCACACAUACUGCACCCUUAUGUCUAAAGAUUGCGAAAGAGCCUCCACCGUUGCAGGAAAUUCCUCCUAGUAUUCACCCUCUAAUCCGCGACCUUAUAGUGGCUGGAUUACAGAAAGAUCCAAAUAACAGGGCAACAGCGUCAGAGCUCAAACACAGAGUGGAUGCGGCAUUGACAACAAUUGGAGGCCUGAGCUCUCCAUGUGAUUCAGAAUACAGAGAACCCAGAAAAUUUCCUACGGCUAAAAAAGAACCUGAGACCACGCAGUCCAAACCCAAGCUGUUUCCUGAAGAACCCGUACCUAUGCUUAGUCAGCACAUCAAAAACAUAACCCAAGACUCUCCUUUAACAACAAAUGCCAGAAGCGUGGAGCAAACCAGAACUUCAUGUGAAAUGGAGAUCGAGCGUCUAGAAAUAGACCUGUACCGGGAAAACCUCUCCCAACUGUUCUCUCUGGAGGAUACCCAGUUUCUCAGCGAGGACAGCCUGGAUCCACUGCUCAGUGGCAAGGAAUCCAUGAAUACUUUGGAUACUAGAAGUUCUGGAAUCCAUUCAUGGGACAGCCAAAUGGAAGCAUGGAGCUUACAAAGCGACUCCCUGUUCAGUGGGGGAAGCACAACCACCCCUAGUUGGUUCAAUGGGGUAAAAGUACAAUUGCAAACUUUCAGUGGAGAAACAUUGAACAUUUGGGAGUCUGGCAAAACCAAGCUGGGAGACCUGGCAGUGGGCAUCAGCAGUCAGAUCCCAAUCAAACCAUUCACUAUAGUAAAUUCAGAAGGAGAUCCGAUCCCAUGGAAGACGGAUAUUGCAGACUGCGGUAUUGAGCUGAAAUGUUCCUUAGCACAAGACCGUGGAAGCACCUGGCUGUGGAGGGUCAGCAAGGGGAAGAUAGAAGAGGGCCACCUAGAGGUGGCAGAUACUGGUGGAGGAAGAGAAGGUUCAAUCACCCUUAUCCCGGAGUGAUCACUGCUUACAAGGACCUUCCAGUCUUCAACAUCUGUAUAUGUGUCUUGCAGAAAUGCCUUUCAUACGCUUUAGACGGUCAUUAUACUUCUCAGUGCCAUCACUGAAAGUAUCUUCCUUUCUCCAAUACAUACAUAGGCUCUUAAGCACAUAUUGUACAUUUUUGUAAACAUGGCAACAUGGUCACAUUUGCCCACACAAACAUUAACAACAACGGGGAAUAUGUCUAAAACUUCUGAAACGAUCAACAAAAUGAAGGUUAUCUGCUGUGAUUAUUCAUGUACUAACAUUUCUGUUGAUGCCAAAGGAAGCACCGAUUCCCCGGCUUCCCCAAUCUUCAUGUCACUGAACAUGAUUAUGUUGGUCUUAGGCCUCGUACACACGACCGAGUUUCUCGGCAAAAACC